This is a messenger RNA of Actinia tenebrosa (Australian red waratah sea anemone), 1636 nucleotides long. RefSeq lists its product as uncharacterized. Gene Ontology annotation, biological process: regulation of transcription by RNA polymerase II; embryo development. The record is from RefSeq and is a predicted model, not a curated record. Gene Ontology annotation, cellular component: nucleus. NCBI's taxonomy places the organism in Eukaryota, Metazoa, Cnidaria, Anthozoa, Actiniaria, Actiniidae. Gene Ontology annotation, molecular function: DNA-binding transcription factor activity, RNA polymerase II-specific; RNA polymerase II transcription regulatory region sequence-specific DNA binding.
AUGGGAAGAGAGGGGUUGGUAGGGACCAAACAAUACAACAAUGAUUGUAAGCUGUCUGCAUCCCAAGAGAUUCAGUGUGCAAAGACUGGUGACUUUGGCUGUACUAAUGGGCAGACUACACAAAGCAAAGAGAAACAUGUUAAACAAGGAAAUAGAAAUUUAUCGAAGGAAAGUGGUUACUUGGAUGAGAUAGAGGAGGAGUCCCUUCCGAGCACGCAACAGUCGUUACAAGAACACAUUACCGAAAGACCAGGAGGACAAGAUGAUAAACAGAGAAGAAAAAGAGAAAAUACAAAUGUGAAAACAAACAAAUGCACGUACUGCAACAAGGGAUUCAAAAGAAAAUGUCAUCUUCAAAAUCAUGAGCGUAUCCAUACAGGUGUGAAACCAUACAAGUGUAAAUACUGUGACAAGGCAUUUGCACAAAAAGGUGAUCUAAAGGUUCACGAACGAAUCCAUACAGGUGUCAAACCAUACAAAUGUACGUACUGUGACAAGGCAUUUGCACGAGUGAGCAAUCUAAAGACACAUGAACGUAUCCAUACAGGUGUCAAACCAUACAAGUGUACAUACUGUAACAAGGUAUUUACACUCAAACGUAGCCUAAAUGAUCAUGAACGCAUCCAUACAGGUGUGAAACCAUACAAGUGUACAUACUGUAAAAAGGCAUUUACACAACCAGGUCAACUAAAGUUACAUGAACGAAUCCAUACAGGUGUCAAACCAUUUAAGUGUACAUACUGUAACAAGGCAUUUGCACAUCAGUAUAAUCUAAAGACACAUGAACGUAUCCAUACAGGUGUCAAACCAUUUAAGUGUACUUACUGUAACAAGGCAUUUAUACAACAAGGUGAUCUAAAGAAACAUGAACGAAUCCAUACAGGUGUCAAACCAUACAAGUGUACAUACUGUAACAAGGCAUUUACAGGACAAGGUGAUCUAAAGACACAUGAACGUAUCCAUACAGGUGUCAAACCAUUUAAGUGUACUUACUGUAACAAGGCAUUUAAUAGAAAAAGUCAUCUCUUAAUCCAUGAACGUCUUCAUACGGGCCUUAAACCAUACAAGUGUACAUACUGUAACAAGGCAUUUAUACAAGCAGUUCAUCUAAAGAGACAUAAACGUAUCCACACAGGUAUUCAAACAUAAAAAUUGAUAACUAUUACAUUAAUAAAUUUAUUCAAAAGGCUCAUUAGGUCAUAUUUUUCAUAGUCUUAUUUCUAUUAAUAUUUGUUAUUACUAAAAUCUUUUAUUUUUUUGUUAGUUUCACAUUUAAAUUUUCCAAUUUUUCUUAUGCAUGUUUUCCUCUUAAAACCGGCCAAUUAGCAGUUUUAAUUCUAGCUUGAUUGUAUUAGUAGGAUUUUUAAAUAUUAUUAUCGUUUAUAAGAUUGUAAAUUGGUGUAGUAGACUUAGGACUUAGAUAUAGUCAUUUUUUAAAUUGUAAAUUAGUUUUGCAGGGCUCCUUUGGAUACCAGCUAUGCUGAAUGGGCCACCAUAUCUAAAUAAAUAAAAAUUGUGAAUGAGUCAGCGAACUAUCAGCUCUAGUGGGCGAUGGGGUGUACGUUUCUAAUGCGUCCCCACUUUGUUAUACACGCUCUUGUAGCAUUGCAUGUUUUUACACUGAAAGAACCUCUUG